Molecule: messenger RNA, 1920 nt
Organism: Perca fluviatilis (European perch)
Lineage: Eukaryota; Metazoa; Chordata; Actinopteri; Perciformes; Percidae
Gene: snap29
Product: synaptosome associated protein 29
Exons: 6
Coding region: 127-909 (260 amino acids)
Biological process (GO): synaptic vesicle fusion to presynaptic active zone membrane; synaptic vesicle priming; exocytosis
Cellular component (GO): SNARE complex; plasma membrane
Molecular function (GO): SNAP receptor activity; syntaxin binding
Source: RefSeq, a predicted model, not a curated record
CAUCAACAACGGUCAAAGGUUUGUCUGUUAAUUUGACCAUACCUAUGAUCUUUAGCUACAGUUUUAUUUUAGCUAUCAUCUAGUCUACGAGAAGAAAACGUCAACAGGUUGACACCGCGCCGUCCUAUGGCCUACCCUAAAUCCCACAACCCGUUUGCAGAUGAUGACGAUGAGACAGAUUAUCGGCCUAAAAGUCGGGGGUUCGAUGAUGACUCCAUUGACAGUGGGAUGAGUGAAGCAGAGAGGAGACAGAGGUACCUCCAGCAGGAAGUGAUGCGUACAGCUAAGUCUGCUGUGGACAGCAGUCACCGUUCCCUCGGUCUCAUCUAUGAAUCAGAGAAGAUGGGUUUGGAAACUGCAGAGGAGCUGAUUCGACAGGGUGAGGUUUUGAAGAGGGCUGACAAAAUGAUGGACAACAUGGAUCAGGACCUGAAGACCAGUCAGAAGCACAUUAACAGUAUCAAGAGUGUGUGGGGCGGCCUUGUCAAUUACUUCAAGGCCAAGCCAGAGACAAAACCACCACCUGAGGAGCCAAAGGCCCGCCAGGCCAACGACAGAUUACAGAAUGCCAUGUCCAGCAGCAGAGAAUAUGAAGAUAAGUACCAAGCCAGCCACCCAAAUCUAAGAAAGUUGGAUACAGAAGGAUUUGGAGCUUCUGCAUCAAUAGGUGACAGCUCAUCUGGACAGAAUGGAUACACUGCGAACAGACACCUUAGGGAGGCUCACCAGACCCUCGACAACAAUUUAGAUGAGAUGUGCAGUGGCUUGAGUAGAUUGAAGAACCUAGGCCUUGGUCUCCAGUCUGAAAUUGAAGACCAGGACGACUCCAUUGAUUCUCUGAUGAAUAAAGUGGACAAGAUGGAUCUCAAGAUCCAUAACACGAACCAACAGAUUAAAAACCUCAAGUAAAACAAACAUUUGGACUCACCUUACAGAGACAAAAGAAUGCAACAGGUCAUCCUCUCACUUUGCUCUCUAUCCUGUCUUCUGUUGUAUAAACGGUGUUCUUUUACUGCUGGUUUUAGACAUUUUUAUCUAUAUUAUUUUCUUGUAUGGCUGAAAGGAAAUUUCCCAUUCAUUUCGUAUUUGUUCAUAAAUACCUACUGCUACUCAGUUACAUGUUGAUAAAAUGAUUUCUUCCACCUCAAAAUAACUGAUUUGUUAACUAAUACACACCUUGAAUGUUUUUUCUUUUUUUUUUUUUUAAAUCAAGCUCCACUGGGUAGCUGGAUGUUUGUUUUGGGUGAUUAGAGUUUGAUCAGUUUAAUCAGCUUUUCUUGAUCUCCAAAGAUGUACAAUGGACUACUUUAAAUGUAUUAAUAACUUAGUGAACAGACAAGAACACGGCAUCUAAAACUGGAAUGUUUGGUGUGUAUGGUUCAUAUGUCAGUGCUAACUUCCUGGACCUGCCUCCACAUAUGUACUUAAACACUUUGGGAGCUCAAGUCACUUUUGCCUUACACAUUAUGUGUAUGUACAGUAGGCUAGCUUUUGGUUCUGUGCCAUGCUUUUGUCUCCACUGACUUUUCACCAUGAAUUUUUUAUGUACAUUCAUGUUCUUCAGUGCUUUCCCUAGGUUUAUAUACAUUGUUUAUAUUGAUAGAUAUUAUAUUGCAGAAUGUGAUUGAGUGAAUUAUUGUACAGCGUAAAUAAUGUGAACACACUAGCUCUGAAUAUUAACUCAAAACUGAAGGAACAUUUAUCUGAAGAUAUCUUUCCCUAGGAUACAUUUAAGCGUAGAUGAACCACUUUAAAGUUUUUCUUUUAGAAAUGUAAACACGUUACUCUAAUUAAAACAUUCAAUAAUAAGAAAACAAAUGAGGAUUCAUGGUUAUCAAUUUUUUUUCAGUUUCAUAUUUGCCUGUAUAUCAUGUAAUCUAAUCAAAACCACAUACCCAAUAAAAACAUUUAUAAGGGGAG